Oikopleura dioica is the source of this 3144-nucleotide messenger RNA. The record is from the annotation of a GenBank genome assembly. NCBI's taxonomy places the organism in Eukaryota, Metazoa, Chordata, Appendicularia, Copelata, Oikopleuridae.
AUGAAGCUCGGGAGUUUUUUCAUCGCUCUUAAAACAGCUGAGAGUUACGUGAUACGCGAUGAGGAAAACACAGCCUACGAUGUUCAGCCCGUCAAAGAAUGUAUUUCCAAGAUCGGAAAUAUCUGCGUCGCCCAGCGAAUUACUGGUUACACAAAGAAACCAACAUCGACGAUUAGUGAAACACUCGUUUCAUCUGACACUCCAAAAGAGGACAAGAAUAACUUUGAAAUGAGCCCACUUAUUGGAUACAUGCUCACCAAAGACAAGGACUACCUCACUCUCGGUGUCCAAGGCAGCGAUAUCAACGGACUUUCCAACCCAGCUGUCAACUACCUCGCCGCACAAAAAGCACAAGAUGGUGAUCUUGCUAUGUCUCUCGCCAUGUCUAAGAAUCCUCUUCUUCCAAUUUCCGAUGUUCUCACUCAAGAUGGUACCAUUGCCGUUGCCACUGCCAAGAACAACAAUCUCAAAGCCGAUCCUAAUGGCGUCGCAGCCGCCACCUUCCUCGCAGGCGCCAAAAAUCCCUACACCGCCUUUGCUCUUUCUGGAAGCACCAUCCCAGCACAGGGCAUUGCUGCCAACAGUAAAAACCCACUCUACUACGCCCUCGGAGGCAAUGCUGACAUGGCCGCUGGUUACGCCGCACUCGGUGGUAAUACUUGGGACAAGACCGGAGCUGAUCCAUGGCUUGCUUACGCCGUCUCUGGUGAUCCAGCCACCCUUCAUGCCGGUUUGAAUAACAAUGUUGCUGAUCGAACCCGAGAUUACUCUGCUUACCUCAGUGGCAACCCAGUCAUGAGCUACACUAUGACCGGCAACCCACUCGCCGCUGGUGUUCGAUCGAAUGUCAAAGUCAACAAGUCAAACAAUCCAGUCAUGAACUUGUACGCGGCCAAGCAAGGUGUCCAGGCUGCUACUGCUCUCACUGGAAACGCCAACGCCGCUUAUGCCGCUCAGAAGUACGCUGCUGACAACAACUUUGACGUUACCAAGACCGUCCUUGCCGAUCAACUUGGCAACCCUCUUCUGACAAAAGCCUUGACUAACGACCAGAAUCUGGUUCUCAGUCAGGUCGCCGCUUCUGCUGAUGCUGACACUAAGAAAUUCCUCGGAGCCAUGACCAAAGAUCCAUCUAUGGCCCUUGCCGUCUCUGGCGAUCCAGCAUCAGUCUACGCCGCCAGCAAGGAUGAUCCAGAGAAGCUAUCUCUCGCCAUGGCAACUGGAAAUCCUGCGAUCGCAUACGCAAUGACCAAGGAUCCAACCCUUAUGGCUCUUUCUUCAGACGAUCCAAAAGUCAAGCAACUCGGAGCUGCUCUUAGCGGUGAUACAAUCAUGGCUGGAGUUGUUGGUGGCCCAGCCGCUGCCCUUGCCGCAGACACUGCUGAUCCUGUCAGAAGCAUGAUGAUCCAACAGUUGGACAACCCCAUCGCUGCCUACCAGCUUACCAAUGAUGAACGAGCUCUUUUCAUUAACGAUAAAGACAACAAACUCUCCGCAGGUGUAAAUGCUCCUUUGGUCGCUGCCUUGACUAAGGAUCCUCUUCUUACCGCUGCUACUACAGGAAAUAUCAUGGCUUCCUACUACGCUGACAAACCUGAUCCAAUGAAGUCUAUGAUCCUCAACGGUUCUGGAAAUCCUGCUCUUGCCUACGCUGGAGCUCUCCGAGAUCCUGAUGUGACUCGAUCAGAUGCAAUGAUUGAUGCUGCCAUCGCUGGGGGAAACACUGACAUGGCUGCUGCCAAAAUCCUUGGAAAAGGUGCUCCUCCUGCAAUACAGCUAGGAGCAGCUGGCGUCCCCAUACAUAACAACGUACCUGAAUUCAUUCUUGGCGCAACUGGAAAUGCCCACGCUGCCCUUCUCGCCGAUGGAACCGAUACUAUUUCUGACGAAGACAUUCUCCUUGGUUCUCAGAGCAAUAGCGCAGCGCUCACUUACGGCCUCACGGGCAGCAACGUCCUCGCUGCAAUCACAGAUCCAGAGGCUAAAGCGAAUCCAGUUCUUGUCGGUGCUAACAGCAAGACCGAUGCAAUGGAAACAUUUGUCGCCACUGGUGAUGCUACUGCUGCCAACUUGGCAUCAGUUGACGUUGCCGCACCAACAGCGAAUGAUGAAAUUAAUAAAGCUGUUCUCGCUGGUCAGCUCGAUAGUCCUCUUGCCACUUAUGCGAUCACCAAGGACAAAGAUCUCAUGGCUAUCCAAAUGGCUGAGAACGGUGACGCCAACCCAAACACGAUCGCAUUCUUGACACAAGAUCAGGCUAAUACGUACGCUCUUACUGGUGAUGCCAAGGCUGCCUACAUUGCAAAGGGUUUGCCAACCGACACGACAAGUGAACAACUUAAGAAAUUCUACGCUGCUGAGACUGGCAACCCAGCCCUUGCCUACGCUGUCACUAAGGACGCUACCCUUGCGGCUCUUACUGCUGGACCAGAGAACGUUGCUAACGAUCUUGGACUCACAUACCUCCUCUCCAAGGAUGCUACUGUCCAACCUCACCAUGCCUUUGCUCUUACCGGCGGUAACCCAGCAACUCUCAUCGCAGGCAACCAAAAUACUGAUGCAGACAAGCUCGUCACUCUUUCCGCUGCCGCCACUGGCAACCCAGCUCUUGCCUAUGGACUCACUAAAGAUCCCACCCUCGCGGCCGUCACAUCAGAUCAGUUUAAGGCUGCACAAAAACCACACUCUACUGUUGGCGCCGUUUUGGCGCGAACUAACCCAGAACUUGCUUACUCUUUUACCGGCAACUCCAACUACUUGCUCCAAUCAGAACUUGCAGGCAAUCCAUCCCUCGCUCUCGCCCUUGGCCAGAACGCUCCACAACUGACAGCAGCUCAACUCGCUAGCUCUGCUUUCCUCACACAGGACCAGGCCUAUGCUCUCUACGGAAACCCACUCGUCUACAGCGUCGACCAGGCUACUCAGAAGCAGCUUGGCCUUGCUUCAGCCCUCGGCAGCCCAGCUGUCGGCUACUUGGUCGACCCUAACAAGGGAAAGGACGCUACUAAGACCCUCAACAAUGUUCUCGCCAGUCAAUCAGCGAAUCCACUAGCAGCUGCUGCCGCAAUCCAGACAAACAAUCCAAUCUUGCAAUAUGGCGUCACCCAGCAUCCUUAUUUUCUUUAUAACUCUCUCCUAAAUUAA